Ustilago hordei is the source of this 531-nucleotide messenger RNA. RefSeq lists its product as uncharacterized. The transcript has a single exon. Lineage: Eukaryota; Fungi; Basidiomycota; Ustilaginomycetes; Ustilaginales; Ustilaginaceae. The record is from RefSeq and is a predicted model, not a curated record. Bases 1 to 531 code for a protein of 176 amino acids.
AUGGAAGAGGAAACUUAUGGCACUCCUAAUGCACCUAAGGACAGCCAACUACUAAAGUUCACCUUCAAUGAUGACAAGGAGCAGAUAAUCUCACAUCUGUCCAUCAUGAUUGAGUGUGUUAGCAUACUCUAUCAAGGGAUGCAUGAUCUUGGCCCUUUUGCCAAUUUUUCCAAGCUUGGAAAGCAAAUGCAUACUAGAGUAAACCUAUUCAUUGCCAAUGAAGAGUGGAAUGCUGCUUGCAUCCUUGACUUCAAGAUUGCAGGUUCAGUCAAAGCUGUCCACAAUACCAAGGAACCUAACCAUCUCAUUAAGAGUGAAGCCCUGGCAUCAGCUAGAAGCAAAACCCCCACCUUCAACCCAAAUGUCACUGAUGUCACCAACCAUCGCCUGAUCGGUCAUGAAGCCACGCCAAGUCCUACCCUCGAGCUCAGUGCACUCACGAACUGUCAUGGGCCUGGAUGCGCAGAAAGAAGGAAGAACCGAAGUUCAUAUGAAGGCAGCGCAGGAAUCAAGGGAUCAGGCAGAUCAUAG